Messenger RNA from Stylonychia lemnae, 1851 nucleotides. Lineage: Eukaryota; Ciliophora; Spirotrichea; Sporadotrichida; Oxytrichidae. The record is from the annotation of a GenBank genome assembly.
AUGUCAAAUGUAUAUUUCUAGGAACCACCCACCUCUGGAAAGGUCAUUCUUAAAACUAAUUAUGGUAUCGUCUUAAAUUGCUUAACCUCUAUUCAGGUGAUAUUGAAAUAGAACUUUGGGCUAAUGAGACACCCAGGACUUGCAGGAAUUUUAUCUAGCUUUUUUAUGGUUUAGGGAGGAGAUCCCACAGGCGCUGGCUAGGGAGGUACAUCAAUAUAUGGGAAGGAAUUUUCAGAUGAAUUCCACUCUCGUUUAAAGUUUUCUCAUAGAGGCAUUGUAGCUAUGGCAAACAAGAACUCUCCUAAUACAAAUCAAAGUCAGUUCUUUAUGACUGUUGAUGCCUGUGUGUGGCUUGACAACAAGCACACUAUCUUUGGCAAAGUUGAGGGCAAUACAAUAUAUAACUUGCUGAAGAUCAGUGAAUUGGAAACUAACCCUAAAUCUAACCGUCCAAUAUGCGAUCCUAUCCCAAUGAUUAAAAGAGUUGAAAUCACUUUAAACCCUUUCUCGGAGAUCGUACCUCGUAACCUGACCUUGAGUGAUAAAUAUGAAGGGAACGAGGAAAGAAUGAAAUCAGAUGAAUAGUCUAAAUAGUCUAGCAAUAAAGGGAAAUUCAAAGUCCCAGCAGCAAAGAUAGAAGCUAAUGUGAUUAAGAAUAAGAAUCUACUAUCUUUUGAGGAAGAUUUCGAAGAAAAAGAGCCAGCUUAAGUCAGUAAAUUCCGCCAAAAUAAGAUGAAGUCCUCGCAUGAUGUGCUUCAUAAUGAUAGUUAGCUUUCCAAAUAAACUGCUAUCUCCUAGGAGUAGUUAGACGAGUAAAAGCGCAGAAAAGAGUAGCUGGAAAAGUCAAAGAGUCAGCUUUUAUAGAAUAUCAAGGAAAAGUAGCAAUCAAAUAUGGUAGAAAUAAAUUAAAAUUAAGAUGAGAUGGAUCAUAUGAAAACUGAUAAAGUGGCAGGACACCUUAAGACUUAAUAACUAAUGAGUGCUCAUCAAAGUAAGCCAGUCAAUCUUAAUAAAGAACUGGCUAAGAUUGAGAAAGAGGAUAAGAGGCGAAAGAGAUCCAGAUCUAGAUCAUAAGAUGCAUCACCUACUUCACGAGCACUGAAAAGAGCAGCUGAGAAGACGAGAAAAGGCCCAGCCAGACGUAUUAUGGCCUCUUCAAACCAUUACAAGAGAUCAUCUAGUAAAGAAGAUGAUAGCUCUUCAAGUGAUGAUAGCUAUUCUAAUUUAGACAAGGGACCCACAGAAGAGGAGCAGAAAGCAUUGGAAAAGAGAAGAGAGGAAUAUAACAAGAUGCGCUUUGAACUUCUUAAGUUCAAUUAAAACAAGAUUGGUACCCUGCUGGAUGAGUAAAACCUAGAAGUGUAGGCUCGUGUAUCUGCACUUGACCUGCAGCGGCAGAAGUACAUUAGACAGUAGAAGAUGACUAAGAACCGUGAGAAUGAGACCUUGGCAAAGCUUAAUGACUUUUCGUCUAAGAUUAAAUCCAAGGAGGUAAGAGAGGACAAUGCAAGCUGGAUGAAUAACAAACUGAGGUUUCACAUUGAUUCUGCAAAGGCUUACGAAGUGAACAAAGCAGUGAAUCAGAUGGAGUAGCAAGCUAAUGCGUUUGAAAGAUUCACGCUAGGAGGCAAUGAGAAUAAGAAGUAUGAUCAAGCUUAUAAGAAUGUGAAGAGACCUGAUCUAGGAGAUGAUAUGGUCUAAGGUUUGAAUCUGGAGGAAUUAGUCAGUAUGAAUGAGUUGAUUAGCCUUGCAACUAAGAACUAGUAAAUUAAGCGGGAAAAUGAGUUAAUAAAGUACAAUCUAAAUAAUGAAAACCAUGAAUGUAAUAAUAAAGAAGAUGAAGUAGAUUGA